GCCCAGCGGGAGCUAACAGCAGAGCACACGGGGCACCCACCCAGCCCGCUACCCUUGGCCCCAAAGGGGAAGACGCCUGCACGACUGAGAGAUCUGAGGGGACCCAGAGCAGAUGCCCAGCCCACCUGGGGAACCUCAGCAGGACCAGGAUGACCCAGGAACACGGGCUGGGGUCUGUCCCCUCUCCGUGAUCGCCACUCUCACGAACCGGCAGCUGGUGAUCCCCACCCUGAUCAUCAUGGCUAUCAAACUGCUCCUGAUGACCUUGGUCCUCCUCUAUCGCGCUCCCCGGUGCCAGUCGGGCUGGGACCAGAACCAAGGGAGGUGCUACCUUUUCUCCCGGACUAACCAGUCCUGGGAGGCAGCGAGACACUCCUGCUUAGCCCAGAAUGCUGAUCUGGUGGUGAUCAACGACCCAGAGGAACAGAAUUACGUGGCUAUUAAAGCCGGUUCCAUUCGUCACUGGAUCGGCUUCACCGACCAAGGGACUGAAGGCGUCUGGCGCUGGGUGGACAAUACUCCUGUGGGAUUUACGUACUGGAAUGAAGGGGAGCCCAAUAACCUGCUCACAAGGAGCAACGGCACUGAGGACUGUGCCCACCUGUUGGACACCAGCCUGUGGAACGACGGACCCUGUAGUUUCUCUUACAGGUGGAUCUGUGAAAGGGCCACCACUGUGUAAACAGCCCUCUCAUCCCCCGGCUCUGAACACAGGCUGAAAUUCCCAUGAGGGAAUUCCCGUUGUGCUCUUGUGCUGACCCGUUGCCCAGGGCUGAAU
Chrysemys picta bellii (western painted turtle) is the source of this 778-nucleotide messenger RNA. The record is from RefSeq and is a predicted model, not a curated record. NCBI's taxonomy places the organism in Eukaryota, Metazoa, Chordata, Testudines, Emydidae.